AUGGAGCAGGCUAUUGAUAUAUUGGAAGAUUGGAUCCAAAAGCAGGAUCAUUUUGUGAAAAAAGAUUUCCAUAGGGGAUAUUUGGAGCGUGUGAUAAUUUCUACAAAAGGAUCCAUCGAGAGGGCCAAGACGAGAGUGGACAAGCUAUGCACCAUGAGAGCAAUGUGGCCGCAUCUAUUCGAGAAAUGUCAUGUGAAAGCGGAUUUUCCCAAGUUACAUGAAACCUACAUAAACCUCCACAUGCCAACAUUAACGGAAGAUAACAACAGGAUAUACGUAGCUAAACUGACGGCCAAAAGCCUCACACCAGACAUAUUUUUAGAAGCCUAUCAACAUUCUGUGAUUCUCUCCGAGUACAUGAAACUACAUGAUUAUUCCCAUGGUUGUCACGUGAUUGGUGACUUCCGAGAUGUGAAUAUUAUGGAAAUGCUCAGCCACAUAAAUUUGAUGGAAUUUCGUAAUGUCAUUACUUUGUAUUUGGAAGGCUAUGGUUUCGGUGUAAAGGGCAUAUAUGUGCUUUCUACAUCAAAAUUGAUAUACACCUUCAUAAAUAUGGUAAAGCCGCUUAUAAGCGCCAAAAUUGCUGAUCGCAUAAGGGUGCUAAAAGACGUGGAGUCUUUACAAGACUAUCUGCCGAAACGUUUGUUACCAGAAGAUUACGGUGGAUCCCAAAAAUCGCUGUUAACAUUAUACGAUGAAUGGGUCGAAGAACUUUCAACAGAGAAACACGUGGCCUAUACAAAGGACAUGAGACUGGCGCGCACAAAUGAGGUGUUCAGACGAAAAGACAAAUGCCAGGAUGAAUACCUCGGAAUGUCAGGGACUUUUAAAAUUCUAAGCAUUGACUGAAUAAAUUUACGAAUAUCUUCUGUCUUA
Molecule: messenger RNA, 876 nt
Organism: Cydia fagiglandana
Lineage: Eukaryota; Metazoa; Arthropoda; Insecta; Lepidoptera; Tortricidae
Product: alpha-tocopherol transfer protein-like
Exons: 6
Coding region: 1-849 (282 amino acids)
Cellular component (GO): membrane
Molecular function (GO): phosphatidylinositol bisphosphate binding
Source: RefSeq, a predicted model, not a curated record